Messenger RNA from Melanaphis sacchari, 2925 nucleotides. RefSeq lists its product as uncharacterized. NCBI's taxonomy places the organism in Eukaryota, Metazoa, Arthropoda, Insecta, Hemiptera, Aphididae. The record is from RefSeq and is a predicted model, not a curated record. The transcript is spliced from 10 exons. Gene Ontology annotation, molecular function: protein binding. Bases 1024 to 2823 code for a protein of 599 amino acids.
CUUUAGUGUGUGUGGUGCGCGCGCGUGUGUUCGACGUCUGCGGUGUCCCUUUGCCGCCGUUUUUCCGUCGCUCGUUUAUAUAAAUAGAGAGGCGUCCCGACGUCCGCCGUCGUCGUCGUCGUCGGUCGCUAUUGUCGCUUGUCGCUUGGCUAUCUGGCGCGCGCGAACGUCUUCCGUAACGCUCGGCGGCGGCCCGGUCGUUUUAUUAUUAACGCGCGCGGCGUUCUCUACUCGCGUAUAAUAUUAUCCGCGUAACCGUCGCGUCCGCACCGCAACAAUAUCGUAAUAUAUACAGACGCGCGACGCGUCGUUGCGCCCGUACGCGAUCGUUUAAUUUUUAGUGCACAUAAUAAUAAUAAUAAUAAUAAUAAUACACCUACGCGUAGUGUCGCGUCGCCGCGCCUGCACGACGGCGUGUACAAUAUCAUACCGUUAAGGACGUCGGCAGAUACCGUUUUUUCAGAGGACCGGUGCCGCAAUUAUCGUUGCACUUUGCAGGUUCGCGCUUUCCCGUUAACGCGCCCGACCCGCCGUCGACCGUCUCGACGUUUGUAUAACGGUGGUCCGUCGCCGGCCGACCGUGCAGUACACGAGACACGACGACGUCGCGUCGUCAUUGCGCGCCGCGUGCCGGGUACCGCCGGCCACGAUCGAACAGGAGUCCACGCGGCCGCACGCCGCCGUCGGGGAACAUUGGACGCUGCGCUAUCGGAGCACAGCGUGCACACACCGCGGGCGGCAAACGGGACGCGCAGCGAUCGCGUCGCCGUCGUACCGAUUUAUGGAGACGAGCCGACGUCACGCGACGACCGUGCGCCGAGCCGGCGAUGGUGACGGUGUGAUCGCGACCGGCACGACCACCUGCAAUCACAUCACCGCGUCCACUGCGGCGGCACGGACGUGGACCGCGUACCCAAUCGCAUACGACCACUGCUGUAUAGGUUCGUCCGGUGCAGUCUCGGCGCGGCGGCGGUCAUAAAGGCGUUAAAUGUCAUCGGUUCCGGCGGAACGGGUUUCGGAACUAUGUCGCCGCUGGUGGUCGUCGCGGGACAACGUAGUAGUGGUCCGGCGCUGUGUAUUGCGGUGUUUUUAAUUAUUUCAAAAAAAGUAUUUGGAUUGGAACCGGAUACAAUCGAUGCUAAUGUUACGUUAACAACUACUAUUGAUUAUGAUAUACCAGUUCAGGAUAUGGCAUCUGAAACUUUGAUGGCUAUUUCACCGUGUCAUCAGUUUGAAACAGAAUUUGAGUUUUACUCUCCCGGCUAUCCUCAACCUUAUCCCAAUAAUACAGAAUGCAUCAGAUUGUUAGAAGCUGGUCCUGGAGAGAUAAUUGAACUUGACUUUAGAGACUCAUUCACUAUAGAACCAAGCAUUGGGUGUAAACACGAUCUUUUGGAAAUUCGAGAUGGUCCAUACGGAUAUUCAAAUCCAGUAUAUCUCUAUUGUGGAAAUCAAUUCCCACCGAAAAUAAUUUCAUCGGGCAAAUACUUAUGGUUAAGAUUUCGGUCGGAUGAAAAUAUUGAAUAUGAAGGAUUCCACGCAGUUUACAAAUUCAUUAAAAAACCCCCACCAGAUAUAGAGAAAUCGGAGCUUCCGCCGUGUCGUAGAUAUGUGGAUGGUUCACAGGGGUACAUAAAUAGCACUGAUGUUGAAGAUUUAAAGAAUAAAACUCUUGUAAACCAAGUGCCUUUAGAUUGCAUGUGGAUUAUACGAGUAAAACCUGGUUGGAAGAUUCAGCUUAACUUCAAAGAGUUCUCUCUAGAAAAACCUAACGAUUGCGGAUUGAACGUAGUGGAGAUUUUUUCAAACCGCACAGACAUGGCUUCGCGGCUCAAAGUGUUUUGUGGAUCGAUUGCUGAAAUGGUACAAUCAUCGGGGGACACGUUGCACGUUCGAUUCUUGGCAGAGGGAAAGGGAGUGAAAUCUAAGUUCUCAGCACUUUACACUGCAUACCGUACCAAGACUAAAGACGAAGCGUGCGGUAGUGAUCAGUACGAUUGUGAAGAUUUAACAUGCAUUGCGUCCGAAUUACGUUGCAAUAAAGUCGAGAAUUGUCGUUUUAGAUGGGAUGAAGACGGGUGCCCGCAAGAAGACAACCGAUUAAUGCAAUUAUUUUCAAGUUUUGACAUAAUAGUUAUUCUGGUAGUAUUUUUUUUAAUAUUAUGCGGAAUGUGUUCAGCAUUCAUUACCAAUAUUGUCCGAAAACUCGUGCACGAUCACCGAAUCAUAAAAGAACAUAUGCGCCAUUCAAGAGAAGAUCAUUUGGAUCAAAUUGGAAGAAUGAAUGUAACAGAUGAACAAUCACUUCAGUAUUCUGGUCCACAUGGACAUGACUAUCCGCAAAGUGACAACAGUAGUCAAACUACCAAUUUAAUUCAAAGCAAACAUAUUAAUAACAUAUCUAGUUCUGAUUGUUAUGUUCCAUCAGGUGACCUUAUUCCAGUGUUAAUGAAGCACGACCCUCCUCACCUUUAUCCUUCAGUUGAAGACGAGGAAGGUGAUGGUUUGAUGAGUUCCUAUCCAAUAACAGCUGAAACUAAAGAUAUCGAAUGUCAAACUAGAGAGAGCCUUUUUGACACUUCAGUAGUACCAAAAACUGCUGGCCAUUAUAGAGUGAGACCAUCAGAAUCACCUUUCAGACCGCCAUUAGGAUUUUCUACUUUUGGAUAUCGAAAAGAUUCAGACAGUUCCACUGAUGCAAAACCGUCAAAAUUUAGGGCUGAGGCUGUUAUUGAAAUGGAUAAGUUUUCAUCAGAACUAAGUCAAAGGCCUUAUAGUAUUGAAUCAACUAAAUCAGCUCCAGAUGUCAUAGUUAUGCAUUGACUAAUAUACCAUUGUAAACAAUAUUACUAUUAUUUUAGUUAAUUUAAAGUAAGCUUGUUAUUAAGAAAAGCCAAAAAUUAAACAAAAUGCUCAAAUAAUGAA